UGUUUACUUCCGCUUUCGAAUUCAUUCACCGAUAGGUGGCGCCAAUUUCCCUGGUUCCAUGCGAUGCGAAAUGCUGCAUUGUAGACGUUUGGAAUGAUGACAAGUCAAAAGAAAACUACUGUGUCCCGUCCAUCCUUAUUUCCUUCUGCAAACAGUACUUCUUCUGACACAGCAUCUUUUCAAAAUCUAGACUGGUUGGAAAAUAAAAGUUUCACAUCAGAAACAGCUCAAAAAGUGGUGGUGUUCCAAGAAGAGCUCAGAAAACUACAGAAAGAAAGUGACAAUGACAGUGAUGAUAGUGAUGAUGACAAUGAAGUGAAAAUAAACAGUGCAAGGCUUGUUGCUGCUGGUCCAGGAACAAGCAAGGUCGCUGUUGACCUUACACAAACUAUACCAGAUAUCUGUAGCAGACCUGAACAAAAGCCAAGUAGGUACAGGCAGGAUGAUAAAUCCCAUGAUUCUGAGGAAAACAGUUACAAGAAGAAAAAGAAAAGAAAACGACAUACCUCUAGUGAUAAUGAGACAGAUUCCGAGAGGAAGAAGAAGAAAAACAAACACAAGCAUAAAAAGAAACAUAAGAAAGAAAGGCAUCAGCCAAAAGAAAAAAGAGUAACUGAAAUACCAGGGAUAUUCGAGAGCAAGAAGAUAUUUCUGGAUGACAUAGCAGACAUUGCACCUAAACAUGCCUUCAAACUGGACCGGGCACCAGACACAAAUAGUUGGACAUAUGGUUCCCUGUAUAGUGGACAUGUAGCAAACUAUAGGUCAGCCUGUAACCAGUGUGUCGGUUCAGCUCGGGACCAGCACCUGUUCAUGAAAGAUAGAGAUAAGAAAAAGAAAGAGAAAGUAUUGAAUGAAAGGUACUACAGCAAAGAAAACAGAAGAGUUAUUAAACAACCUCCAGAGGAGAUCAUUAAUGUAUUAAAAGAAGAAAAAAUCAAAAAGGUUGACAUUCCUAUGUAUAUCCCUGUAAAACAGUCAAAUGACGGCGAAGCAGGUUCAGAAAAUAAAGAUAUAAGACAAAAGAUUCUAGACGAAUCAACAAGCCUGUAUGUGAUGGGUAAAGCAAAAGAAACAGAUAAGUUAGAUGCUGAUGAAACGAUUCCUGAUCCAGUACGAUUGAAAGUGGCUGACUAUAAUAAACAGUUGAGAGAAACCCCAACUGAUGUGAAAUUAUGGCUAGAAUUUGUAAGGUUUCAGGAUAAAUUAGUGUUGGAAGAUGGUAGUAAUGACUCUGAAUUAGCUGGUAAAAAAACAAGUGCGAGAGGUGUUCUGGAAAAGAAACUUAGUAUUCUGGAUAAAGCAUUAGAGUUGAAUCCAGCAAAUAUAGAACUGUUGCUUGCAAAGAUAGAGCUAAGUUCAGAAAUAUCUGACACUGUUAAGAUAAACAAGGAACUAGAACAAUUGCUGUUUGUUCAUGUGGCCAACACAAGAUUGUGGAAGUACUAUCUAAUCUUUAAUCAGUCAAGAAUUUCAGUGUUUACCGUGACAAAAAUGACCAAGCUUUAUCAUAAAUGUUUCAAGACCUUGUUUGGAGUAUUGGAGGGGAAGUUGCAGACGCAUAGUGUACCAGAGAACUUGGAGACAGAAGUAUUAGAUAUAUUUCUCAGAUAUUGUUACUUCCUUAAACAUACUGGAUACAGAGAAAAGGCUAUGGCUACAUUUCAAGCUGGGUUGGAAUACAACUUAUUUGCACCUCCAUCACUUGCUGGUGUUUCCAGGGAAACCAAAAUGGCUGCCUUUGAAGAAUUUUGGGAUAGCAGCUGUCCAAGAAUUGGAACUGUUGGAGCUGUAGGUUGGAAAAACUGGAAGGAACAAAGUGGGAAUGUAGAUAGUGCUGAAGAAAACAGCACAGAUCCUCUGGAAGAUUUGGAAGAGGCCAUUAUUGAGAAAAAGCUUUCAAAACCUGCCACGUGGUUAGAGAUUGAAGCACUUAGAGAGAAACACCACUGGUUACCAUGGCAACCAGGUCAAGGUCAGACUGAAGACAAUUGUGAAGAUGUUGAGAGAUUGGUAAUGUUCGAUGAUGUGUCUCCGGUGUUGUUCAAUAUCGCAGAGAAUUUACAUUUUGAGUUAGUUGUUUCAUUUCUGAAAUUCCUUUGUCUUCCAACACAAGUUUCUUUGACUGCCGAGCAGUCUGGAAUUUUUUGUGAAAAUGUGAUCGAUGUGACGCGAUUCUGCCAGGGAAGUGUUAAUGAAGAUGUUAUAUUUAGUCCAAAUAAUGAGAGUAUAAGGAGCUUUGCUGUUGAAUUACUCAAGCUUGCCAUUCCUUGUUUCGCAGAAAAGAGAAGAACCGAUUUGACACUUUGUCUAAUAGAAACACAAUUAGGUAAUUAUGAAACUGAACAUCUCUCCAAAAGUGAUAAAAAAGAAAUGAAAAAGAUUAUGAAAAAUGUUUUGAAGGAAGAAAACAACAGAAAUGACCUGUUCGUGUGGUCUGCAUACAUUGACCUUGAAAGGUUGAUUGGAAAGCCUGGAGAAGGUGAAAGUGUUAUAGAAAUGGCCUUGACUAUGUACAGUGGUGGAUCUGUGGAACCUGCAAACGAACAUACAGUCGGAUUGAUCUCCCUUUAUUGUCAGUAUUGCGAAAUGUUGUUGCAAAUGGACAAGGAAAAGCCAUGUAAAUUGUUACCGAGAACCUUGCCAGUUUCAUCAGAAAUAAAGAAAAAGGUGCUUUCUGUGAUUAAUUGUUUAAUGGAGGCAAGGAAAUUUAAUUCAAAAGAUUUGACAGAUAUCUCAGGAGCUGGUGUGUUGAAGACUUUGUCAACCCUCUCAAGACUGUGUAGUACAUCACGCGAAAUUGUGUGUAGCAAAGGGGCUUGUGAAUUAUCUAAAGAACAGUUUCUUAAACUGAUAUGGUGCCAUGGUUUGUUUGUCUACUGCAAGUCUGGUCUCUCAUCUAGUCUUGAUAUUUACUCAUCUGUGAUAACUUCUCUGGCUAACUGUAGUGAAAAUCUCUCCAAUAUUCAGAGGAGACUGUACGAGGAUCAGCUAAAGUUAAUUGUCUUUCAUAUGUCAACAUCAUCAUCACCUUUGCACAUCCUAAGAGAGCGUCUUGAUAUAGCGCUACAGAGGUUUCCAGAUGACCCUGUGUUUUUGUUGUUGUUUGUUGAUGUGGAGAGAAAGUCACGGAUCAGUGGUCGGUUCAAUUUAUUCUUCGACCGCUGGUGUAGAACUGUAGAGGCACCUACACCAGCUGUAAUUGCUGUACUCUUUCAGCUAGAUUUCAUUCAAGAUAUGAAGAAUUCAGAUAACUAUUCUGCAUGUCACAGCGGACUGGUACACAGAGCUCGAGCAUGGUUAGAACACAGCCUGUCACUUAGCAACCUGCAGCAUUGUCCAGUCCUCUGGAGACUGUUCUUCCUUGUGGAGAAACUAGCAGACAGUGGUGGCAGUGGUGGUAGGCUGAAGGGUGUAUUCUAUAGAGCAGUACAGCAGUGCCCAUGGAAUAAGAGUAUCUAUAUGGAUGGUGUUCGCCUGUUUGGUGUUGAACAGUUGCAAGAGAUGGUUGACCUAAUGACUGAAAAAGAACUACGAGUACAGAUCCCUGUGGAAGAAUUGGACAUCCUGAUGAGCUCAUGACACAUUUAUCUUCAUUUCCUGAAACUGGAUAUCACAAGUGGUUUGGUUAAAUUAGUGGAAUAUUGUUAGAAAAAGUAUUAUGUGAUAAAGCAAUUAAUGUUCUUUUAUAUGAAGAAUUAAAACUUGUCUGUAUGUAGUCAGUUACUGUGAAAUCAUUUAAGGUAUCCGAUCCACAAAUAACGUUUCCAUGCCUGCUGAUCCCAUGCUUUUUUGGUAGCAUUUGAAAGAGUUGUGUCUGCUGAGCAAGAAUUCGUAAAUAAGAUGGCCAUAAUAAUAUGCACAAAUUGUAAGAUGGCCAUGAUAAUAUGCACAGAUUGUACGAUAAAUUGUAAGAUGGCCAUAAUAAUAUGCACAAAUUGUAAGAUGGGCAUAAUAAUAUGCACAAAUUGUAAGAUGGACAUAAUAAUGUGCACAAAUUGUAAGAUGGCCAUAGUAAUACACACAAAUUGUCAGUCUUGUUUCUUGACUGCAAAAUGAAAUAUCUUACGCUGUAGUAACUGGAGUUCUGUUGAAGUAUCAUAGAAAACUAUGAAGUAAUAAGAUAAAAAAAAUCUAUAACAUAUAUUUUUGUCAUGUAAUUAGCUCGGCUUUUAGAAGAAAAAAUAGAGCUAUUGCACUCGCCCCGGCGUCGGCAUUGGUUAACGUUUUUGGUAAAGUCAUAUAUCUCUAUUACUAUCAAAGCUAUUGACUUGAAACUUAAACUACUUAUUUACUAUCAAAGUCUACACCAGGAGAAAUAAUCCUCAUAACUCUGAUUUGAAUUUUGACAGAAUUAUGCCCCUUUUUAACUUAGAAUUUUUGAUAAAGUCAAAUAUCUCUGUUACUAUCAAAGCUAUUGACUUGAAACUUAAAAUACUUAUUUACCACCAAAUUCUAUAAUUGAGAAACACUACCCGUAACUCUGAUUGAAUUUUGACAGAAUUAUGCCCCCUUUUAACUUAAAAUUUUUUGUUGAAUUUUUGAUAAAGUCAAAUAUCUCUGUUACUAUUAAAGCUUUUGACUUGAAACUUGAAAUAGUUAUUUACUAUCAAAGUCUACACUAGGAGAAACAAUACCCAUAACUCUGAUUGAAUAUUGACAGAGUUAUGCCCCAUUUUAACUGGUAAUUUUCUGGUUAAAGUUUUUGAUAAAGUCAGAUAUCUCUGUUACUAUUAAAGCUUUUGACUUGAAACUUAAAAUAGGUAUUUACUGUUAAAGUCUACACUAGGAGACACUAUUCCCAUAACUCUGAUUUGAAUUUUGACAGAGUUAUGCCCCUUUUUAACUUAGAAUUUUUUAGUUAAAGUAUUUGAUAAAGUCAAAUAUCUUUUGUUACUUUCAAAGCUUUAGACUUGAAACCUGAAACAGUUAUUUAUUAUCAAAGUCUACACCAGGAGAGUUAUGUCCUUUUUUAACCUGGAUUUUUUAUGCCCCUAGCAUCUACUGAUGCGGGAGGCAUAUAGUGAUUGUCCUGUCUGUUCGUCCGUCCGUAUGAGGAUAACCAAAUGGGACCGUUCCGUCUAGUAUCAAUACCCCUUACUAGAAUGACUUGAUACUAAUGCAGAUGUAACCUGUGACCAUUCCUCAUCUUCAGACAUCACCUGACCUCAGUUUGACCUUGACCUUGACCUCGACCUCAUUUUGGACUUAGGUUGCUUUAUAUGGGCCAUCUCUUGGUUAACCAAAUGGGACCGUUUUGUCUAGCAUCAAUAUCCCUUACAAGAAUGAAUUGAAACUAAUACAGAUAUAAACUGUGACCAUUCCUCAUCUUCAAACAUCACCUGACCUCAGUUUGACCUUGACCUUAUCCUCGUUUUGGACUUAGGUGCAAAAUCUAUCGACAAGGAUGCCACUGGGGGCAUCAAGCAUAUAUUGAACGCAGCUCCUUGUUUUAACUGGCAAAGCUCUAAUUCAGCGUCGAGCACUGAGAAAAGUCGAGCGCACUGUCUUACGGACAGCUCUUGCUUAUAUUUUCUUUUCAGUAGGCAAUACUCUUUCAAAUGAUACUUGUACCAAAUUAUGAUUUUGAGCUUACUAGGCAUCUAUAUUUGAUAACUACAGUGUAAUAGCAUUGUUAUAUAGAACUUGUUUAUUUGUGAAUUCAUCAGCAUGAAAUUUCAUAGUUUUCAGAAAUUGCUUUUUUGAGGGGAUAUGAAUUCUUUGAAUUCACAUUUUAGAAAGAAGUUAAAUAGAAAAUUUGCCAAUUGAUUAUGUUUAAUUUUGUGGAUUGAAGCAAUCACAGUCCAUGAAAAUUUGUCCUUCAUAAAUUUUAAUGAUUUCACAGUAAUCUUGUUGGCCUAUGUUUGGUUUUGAUGGAUACUGCUAUUUUAUAUCUAUCAACAGAUGUUUAUUUGUUUGUUAGCCUUGGAUAAAUGCAAUUUCGAAAUCCACAAGAAUUGGUUCACUGACAACAGUCAGGGGUGUAACUGAAAUAAGUUACCAAAAUUGUAACCUAAAUCAAGUUAUUUUUUUAAUAAGGUAAGAUUUGUAUCCCUUGAAUUAUAAAAUUUGAUCAAUUCAUUUUUAGCUCACCUGUCACAAAGUGACAAGGUGAGCUUUUGUGAUCGUGCGGUGUCCGUCGUCCGUCGUCCGUCCGUGCGUACGUGCGUCCGUGCGUCCGUAAACUUUUGCUUGUGACCACUCUAGAGGUCACAUUUUUCAUGGGAUCUUUAUGAAAGUUGGUCAGAAUGUUCAUCUUGAUGAUAUCUAAGUCAAGUUCGAAACUGGGUCACGUGCCGUCAAAAACUAGGUCAGUAGGUCUAAAAAUAGAAAAACCUUGUGACCUCUCUAGAGGCCAUAUAUUUCAGAAGAUCUUCAUGAAAAUUGGUCAGAAUGUUCACCUUGAUGAUAUCUAAGUCAAGUUCGAAACUGGGUCACGUGCCAUCAAAAACUAGGUCAGUAGGUCUAAAAAUAGAAAAACCUUGUGACCUCUCUAGAGGCCAUAUAUUUCACAAGAUCUUCAUGAAAAUUGGUCAGAAUGUUCAUCUUGAUGA
This is a messenger RNA of Mercenaria mercenaria, 6554 nucleotides long. Its product is annotated as nuclear exosome regulator NRDE2-like. Lineage: Eukaryota; Metazoa; Mollusca; Bivalvia; Venerida; Veneridae. The transcript has 9 exons. Bases 94 to 3582 code for a protein of 1162 amino acids. Gene Ontology annotation, biological process: regulatory ncRNA-mediated post-transcriptional gene silencing; negative regulation of RNA catabolic process. Gene Ontology annotation, cellular component: catalytic step 2 spliceosome. The record is from RefSeq and is a predicted model, not a curated record. Gene Ontology annotation, molecular function: protein binding.